GCUGCUUUAUUAGCUACAUACCUCGCUUACUCCGGUUUAAAAAAGAGAUCUUUAUCUCUCUCCGGUGCAAUUACUGCUUUCAUAGUUGGAUACGCCGGUUUAUCAAGCACUAUAUGCUCAUUUGGUGCUAUGCUGAUAGUCUUUUAUCUCGCCGGCUCAAAAGCUACAAAGGUAAAACACUACAUCAAAUAUCAACUUGAAGACGGACACGAUAGUGAGAAACCCGGUGGCGUCAGAAAUGCUGGGCAAGUGUUAGCUAAUUCAUACACUGGCGUUGUUUGCGCUAUAGUUUUUAGAGUCCAACAUAUUAUCACCACACCAAGCAGUAUUACAAAUACCCCUCAAUGUAUACUAAAUGGGUCAUAUUAUAUUUCUUCCCAAACUCUAUUGCUCUUCACGAUCGGUCAUUUCGCAUGUUGUUGUGCUGAUACGUUAGCAUCAGAGCUUGGAAUCUUAUCUGGUACUUACCCUCGAUUGGUUACUAAUCCAUGGAAGAUUGUGCCUCCUGGUACCAAUGGAGGUGUUAGUGCAUACGGCACAGUCGUUUCAGCAUUUGGUGGCUUUUUAAUAGGUUUAACAGCAGUAAUCUCACUAGCAAUCGAAGACUCAUCUUGCUUUGGUCUGAACUUUUCCUUUGGACAAGCGCUCCUCUCGAGUAAAUCAUUCAAGUUGAUCAUUUUAUCAAUUUUAUCUGGACUCUUUGGUAGUUUACUUGAUUCACUGAUGGGUGCAACUCUUCAACGCACCUUGUUGCAUAAAGAGAGAGGUAAAAUCUUAACAGAUGGAUCAGAUCCAAACUUUGAAAGAAUGUAUAAUGAAGCUCAAAAAAGUAAAUCAAAAGAAACACCUGAAGUAAAGCUAGUCUCUGGCUACAAUAUCCUUACCAAUACCCAAGUUAACUUC
Wallemia mellicola CBS 633.66 is the source of this 903-nucleotide messenger RNA. RefSeq lists its product as hypothetical. The transcript is spliced from 4 exons. NCBI's taxonomy places the organism in Eukaryota, Fungi, Basidiomycota, Wallemiomycetes, Wallemiales, Wallemiaceae. The annotation marks the transcript as partial. The record is from RefSeq and is a predicted model, not a curated record. Gene Ontology annotation, cellular component: membrane.